AUGGCAUCUUGCGGAAUUUGCACCGCAGAUGAAGCUCUUGAUCAACAGAUUGAAAGAUUUUGGCGAUUAGAAGAAACAACUGCAGCUACAGACAAUAAUUUCACUCAGGCCGAGAAACGAUGCGAGACUCACUUCAUUCAAACAACCACUAGAGACUCCAUUGGUCGAUUUGUGGUUUGGUUGCCCUUCAAAGAGGCACCUACUUGCUUGGGAGAAUCAAAGGAUAUUGCGUUUCGAAGAUUUAUUGCUCUUGAACGAAGACUUGCGAAUUCACCAGACUUAAAAAAGCUAUACAAACAAUUUAUAGAAGAAUAUCUGCAAUUAGGUCAUAUGCAAGAAGUAUCCCUUUCUCAAAUUGCCAAACCAUAUUACUUUUUGCCGCAUCACUGCAUUCAAAAGCCAGACAGCAGCACUACUAAGCUAAGAGUAGUAUUUGAUGCAUCUGCCAAAACAUCCACAAACCUGUCACUUUAUGAUAUUCUCUCCACUGGUCCAACCAUUCAAGAUGAUGUCUUUUCAAUGCUGCUACGAUUCCGCAUGCCAAGAUAUGUGUUUACAACAGAUAUCGAAAAGAUUUACCGGCAGGAACUAAUAAACGAAGAAGAUCAGCAGUUUCAGUUGAUUUGGUGGAGAAGCAGCUCAAAUGAUGCCUUGAAGUGUUUUAAGCUUCAGACAGUUACCUACGGCACCACUUCAGCAUCAUACCUAGCCACAAAGUGCCUUCAAGCAUUGGCCCAAGAUAACAAGAAACGAUUUCCAUUGGGAUCAACGGCACUGUUACGAAGCUUUUAUGUAGAUGACGUAUUAACUGGCUCGGACAAAAUUGCCGAGCUGAUGACAACCCCAUCGGAAUGGCAAACAAUUUUGCAACAGGGUAGUUUUAAGUUAAGAAAGUGGUGCGCUAAUCAUGCAUCUAUUUUGAAAGGCAUUCUGCUCGAGGACAGAGAAACGGAGCUUGACUUCAGCAGCAAUGUUGAUGAACACAUCAAGACAGUAGGACUCACGUGGAUGCCAAAAUCUGAUCAACUCUGUGUCAAGACAUCCUGGAUUGAGAAGGUUCGAGCUACCAAACGAUCUGCAUAUUCCGACAUCGCACAUCUAUUUGAUCCAUUGGGGAUUAAGGCUCCGGUGUCGGUCGUCGCAAAAAUAUUUCUCCAGAAACUGUGGGAAUUGAAGCUUGACUGGGACGCAACAUUACCUCAAGAAAUGCAGACGACAUGGCUCAAAUAUCGUAAAGGCCUACAAUCACUGAACAACAUCAAAAUCGAUAGGCACAUAUUUUCUCAUAGAAGCCCGAAAAACAUACAAUAUCACAUUUUUGCUGACGCUUCGGAGAAGGCCUAUGGAGCAGCAGUAUACGUCCGAUCUGUUAACAGUGACAACAGUAUCACAGUACUACUAUUGUGUUCUAAAUCAAGAGUAGCACCAUCAAAACAAACAAAAUUAGCACAGCAAGCAACUAUUCCACGACUAGAGUUAUGUGCCGCUUGUCUUGCAACUGAGCUCCUGCUUCGUUUGCAAAAGGACCUUAAGAUUCAUAAUGAAGCAACAUUUUUAUGGACAGACUCAGAAAUAGUUUUUGCUUAG
This is a messenger RNA of Eupeodes corollae, 1587 nucleotides long. RefSeq lists its product as uncharacterized. Lineage: Eukaryota; Metazoa; Arthropoda; Insecta; Diptera; Syrphidae. The transcript has a single exon. Bases 1 to 1587 code for a protein of 528 amino acids. The record is from RefSeq and is a predicted model, not a curated record.